UGCAGGACUGAGGAUGACCUCGUGUGCGAGGAAGGAGAGAGAAAUCAAACGUAUCAUAUCAUAUGAUAUUCAGCCAUGUUUUUUUGACAGCACCACGGCCGUCAGCACGCCGUUAUUCGUCGAGGUCUGUUAGUGUUGUGUCCACUGUCCAGUAGAGCUGUAUCAUAUAGAAACGCAGGGAUGCUGAGGCCCGCGUGUGGAAUGCGCGCGUUGUACAGAGCGACAGAGCAGCUUGGAUACAGAGCGUCACAGAGAGCGUGAACGCGCAUAAGACAGAGAGGGGGCGAGAGAGAUGGGCAUUGGGCAAUCAAAAACCUCACAGCAUCUCUUUCAUGGCAAAAGCUCCCGGAAUCACGGGGAACCGACAGCGGAGCCGGUGAGCGCUAUGACCACCUCCAGUAGCCGGAGUCAGACGCUCGAGAUGCCGAUAGAUUAAACUCGAGACUUAAGUGCUAAAGUCAACGCGUUAAAUCGGCGUUUGUUGCCGGAAAACCGAAAUAAAUCACGUCAAAUACGUUUAAAUGGAAAGAGAGAGUUGUUUAGACUCAUGCAGGGGGAAAACAAGUCAUAGAAGUGAAUUCGUUUUUGUCGUUUAAUUUUCCCCAUUUGCUCUAUGAUGACAGAAGCUGGCGGUCGUUUCCAAACAAGCUUUUCAACGGACAAAUCCAACUAGACUUCAUUUACGUAGACGUUCUGUUGAUCGAGCGGCGUGCGUACAAGAUUUCUCACUUUUAAGAUCGUUUCACCUGAAUCUGUUUUAUCUGGGGGUUGUCGGGAGAAACCGUGAAACAUUUCCUGCUGUUGUCGGGCAGCGGAGAAUCUUUUGGCUUAUUCCGAGCUCAGGAUGAUGGAAUUGCGCUGAGCAACGACUGAGAAAACGAGGAAAUACCCACACAUCUCCUAUAUAGCCUACAGACGUCGGAUUUCUGACUGCUACUCAUUCCCAGAUCAAUGGAAGUAUAAGGGGGACAGAGAAAUGAGAUAAAGUGGGGGGAGGAGGUACCGACAGGUUGUGAACGUCUUUUGACCUGACCGUCAGCAGCUCUGCUAUCAGGAUCUGCAAUCAUCUGCGUGACCUUUUUAACUGACCCCAUGAGGACGGCUGAGGGAGAUGGAACGUAACAGACUUUUCUUCUUUACUUACUGCGGCAUUACCACGAUAACCCUCCAGGGCUGAGCACAACCUCUGCCCCUCAUCCACCCCAACCCUUCCACAGUCCCCCCAUUCCUGUCCUCCCUCUUGCUCCCUGAAAGACCAAAACAAGCCAGCAGGAUCACUUUUUCCUCUUUUGUUAUAAUAGUUUUAAUUUCCUUUGUCCUUCACCCAUGAAAAAGCAAAGCAUAGGUCAAUAAACCAGCAAAGUGAAGAAGGAGAAAACAAGACAGUCAUGUAUCUGCCCCAUGCUUGUAAACGUGACUUGGGCCAUGCCCGCAAUUCGGAGGCCAUCCAUGCAAGUACUGUCCUCUGGUUGGCACUGUGGAUCACCUUGACAUCGUGUCAACGCAUUGAUCCCGGCGCUAAAUAUCCCACCGUCACCACAAACUACGGCAAGUUGCGUGGGAUUAAAAAAGAGCUUAACAACGAGAUUUUGGGUCCUGUGGAACAGUACCUUGGCGUCCCCUAUGCUACGGCGCCAAUCGGAGACCGUCGUUUUCAGCCACCUGAAGCUCCUGGGUCCUGGCAGGAAGUGCGGAACGCUACACAGUUCGCCCCUGUUUGCCCACAGAAUGUACAUGGUGUUUUGCCCGAGAUCAUGCUGCCUGUGUGGUUUACCGAUAACUUAGACGUGGCCGCCACCUACAUUCAGAAUCAGAGCGAAGACUGUCUCUACCUCAACAUCUAUGUGCCCACAGAGGAUGGUCCACUCACAAAAAAACAUGAUGAGUCAACACUGAACCGGCCACGAGAUGAAGACAUCCGUGACCGCAGGAAGAAACCAGUCAUGCUCUUCAUUCACGGCGGCUCUUAUAUGGAAGGAACCGGAAACAUGUUUGACGCCAGUGUUCUUGCGGCAUAUGGGAACGUCAUUGUAGUCACCAUGAACUAUAGGCUGGGAGUUCUGGGUUUUCUUAGCACAGGAGACCAGUCUGCUAAAGGGAACUAUGGUCUGCUGGAUCAAAUCCAGGCCUUGCGUUGGCUGAAAGAGAAUAUUGGACACUUCGGUGGUGACCCUGAAAGGAUCACUAUCUUUGGCUCUGGGGCUGGAGCAUCUUGUGUCAACCUACUCAUCCUGUCCCACCACUCUGAGGGCCUGUUUCAGAGAGCCAUUGCUCAGAGUGGUACAGCCAUCUCCAGCUGGUCCAUUAGCUACCAGCCCUUGAAGUACACUAAGAUUCUGGCCCGUAAAGUGGGAUGCACAUAUGGGGAGACCGCAGAAAUGGUGGACUGUCUCCGCAGGAAAAAUUUCAGAGAGUUAGUGGAUCAGGACAUCCAGCCGGCCCGCUACCAUAUUGCAUUUGGACCUGUGAUGGACGGAGAUGUUGUGCCAGAUGACCCCGAGAUCCUGAUGCAGCAGGGGGAGUUCUUGAACUACGAUCUUCUGAUUGGUGUAAAUCAAGGGGAGGGGUUGAAGUUUGUGGAUGAUGGGGGCACUGAGAGUGAAGAGGGCAUUUCAGCUGCAGCUUUUGACUACACCAUCUCCAACUUUGUCGAUAACCUCUAUGGAUACCCUAAAGGUAAAGACAUCCUGAGGGAGACUAUUAAGUUCAUGUACACAGACUGGGCAGACCGAGACAAUGGAGAGAUGCGGCGCAAGACUCUCCUGGCAUUAUUCACUGAUCACCAGUGGGUGGCGCCAGCCGUCGCUACUGCCAAGCUCCACGCGGAUUACCAGUCUCCCGUCUACUUCUACACCUUCUAUCACCACUGCCAGACUGAGACUCGACCCGAAUGGGCAGACGCUGCACACGGAGAUGAGAUCCCAUAUGUGUUUGGUGUGCCCAUGAUUGGAGCAACAGACCUCUUCCCUUGCAACUUUUCCAAAAAUGAUGUCAUGCUUAGCGCUGUGGUGAUGACAUACUGGACCAACUUUGCCAAGACCGGGGAUCCCAACUUGCCUGUUCCUCAGGACACCAAGUUCAUCCACACCAAGCCAAACCGCUUUGAGGAAGUGAUCUGGACCAAGUUCAACUCUAAAGACAAGCAGUAUCUCCACAUUGGCCUGAAGCCUCGCGUCCGGGACAACUACCGAGCAAAUAAGGUUGCCUUCUGGCUGGAACUGGUUCCUCACCUCCACAACCUUCACGAGGAGGUCUUCAGCACCGCCACAACCCGGCUGCCUCCAGGAACCGCCCGUACCCCACACAGGAAGGGACAGGUACCCCGUACGACACGCCAUCCCAUCCCAACCUUCCCUACAGAAUCAGACCCAGAUGGAUCAGAGCCCCCUCGAUUCCCUCCCUUCCCAGGCGACACCCGGGACUACUCAACGGAACUGAGUGUGACGGUAGCUGUUGGCGCAUCGCUCCUCUUCCUCAACAUCCUUGCCUUCGCCGCACUUUACUACAAACGUGACAAACGGCAUGAGAUGCGACGGCACCGCUUAUCCCCUCAACGAGGCAUCCCUGCUAAUGACUUAGCACACAGCCAAGAGGAAGAGAUCAUGUCCCUGCAAAUGAAGCACUCGGAGCACGACGCCCACCACGACAUGGAGCCAUUGCGACCCCAUGAUAUUUUACGCCCCGCAUGCCCACCCGACUACACACUGGCACUGAGGCGGGCGCCUGACGAUGUUCCACUCAUGACCCCUAAUACUAUCACCAUGAUUCCUAGCACCAUCACCGGCAUGCAACCCCUCCAUGCCUUCAACACAUUCCCUACAACCACCGGCCACAACAACACCUUACCCCACCCUCACUCCACCACCCGUGUAUAGUAGAGCCCCCAAACGAGAGGACUAGCUCUCAUCCCAAUCCAGUUUUCUCUCUCUGUCCACCUUUUCAAGCUCUUAAAUGUAAGAUGCUCUCAGUUCAGCUGCCUAGAGCAGUGACAAUGCAUCCUGUUGGCGUUCUCAUAGACACAGUCAAAGGUUUUGUAGAAGUUGUGCACACUAGAGGAACUCUGUUUAUGGACUCUACGGUGAGCAACAGAUUCGGUCGGCAGUGACUCGUAACUUGCUGUUUGUUUUUCCACAUUGUUCUUGAAGAAAUGGGGCGUCAGUGAUUGACAGUGAUGACAUUUUCCCACUUUUCUUCUUUCACUAAAUUGGCAAAGUGCAGAUUUCAUCCAUCCUUUUUGUCAUUCUCCUUUGUUGUUCCAUUACCGGCCUAUCACUCUCUGUCCGGAUGUGAUCUGUGUCCUUGGAUUAUGUUUUACAUGAAUCAUAGGGGCAUUCGAUUAAAUGACGGAAGCUGGAUAUGUUGUGUUUACCUGCAGUAUUAAAUCAUACCUUGUAACAAGAGACGAAUUGAGAGAAAAUGACAACGUCUGACAGAAGACGAAAUCAAAAGUGCCAGCCUCCUCUUUCACCUUUUUCUCUCGUUUGUGUCAUUUUAUCACGCUUAUUUGACUUGGCUCUGUGUUGUUUCCUAGGAAGAUUUUUCUAUAUAGAAAUAUAAAGACAAAUAUAUAAAAGAAUGAUAUAAAUAUAUUUACAUGGAUUGCUUGGUGGGAUCUAUGCAUGAAAUAUUUUAAAGCACCGAGAAAGACCCCGAGCUGUAAACUCCCACAGCUUAUUUGCAUUUUUAUUUUUUUUAUUUUUGCUCGCUUAAAAUGCCUACAAUAGCCUUCAAUAGCCCCAGUGGUGUUUUCAUCAGCAUUAGCAAAAGUAACAUCCUCCUCAGUCUGACCACUUUAUAGGAAGGUAUCCUCCCACCACAUCAAGAAGGAAAGCUAUCGGCAAUAUUCUUUCAAAUGAUUUUUAACAUUCAUAUGCAGUUGUUGGUGCUAUUAUUUGACCAUCAGCCUUGUAGUGGCUCUAACAGAACCGGGCAGUUGCAUAAAUAUGAUGCUUUUACACCUCAACUUGUCUUUCUCUCUCUGUAGCCUCUCUAGUUCUAUCUCUGUCCUCGCUCUUUCAGUUAAACAUCAUUUGCUUUCUGACAACCAAGUUUAAAAAGCAUCUUUUUGUGUGUGUAUUUGUGCGUGUGCACACAUAAAGCGUGUGUUUUCUAGGAAAUAGCUAGGUGUCCUGUGUAUUUUUGUUUCUGUGAAUGUGUGAGUUAAGAGUAUACGUGACAGAGAGGCACAACAAGAGAGAGAAAAGUAGACUUCUGAGUUAGUUCAAUUCCAAUAACACAAAAUCUGUGGCUCUCUAUCAUUCCUUCAGAAAAACAUACCUGGCUUUGGGCCAUUUUACAUACAAAAUAAUUGUAUGUUGUGCUAUAGGUAAAGACUGGAAGCACCUCAUAACAUCAGUUUGAUGUGUUUAUCCACAUCUCUACAUUAUCUCACAUCUAUCUGCACCACACACCUGACCUUUUUGGUUACGACAAGCACAGCAAAUAGUAGUUGCGGAAAACCAGAUCUAUAUGUAGACAUAUCUUACAGAUAGUUUCUCCACUAUAAGUGUUCAGCUGAAAGAACAAAUGGCUCAGAAUCACUAGAUAGAAUCUGGGGAAUUAACACAGUCACUUAUGUUCUGUUCAUGCCUUGUUAGUCAUAUUUUUCUACCACUGCUGUGUGUCACAGGAGGAUGACCGUUUAAGUCAGGAAAUGUCUCGCUGUUGGUUUAGAUUGCCAGUGUA
This is a messenger RNA of Carassius auratus (goldfish), 5685 nucleotides long. Its product is annotated as neuroligin-2-like. The transcript is spliced from 10 exons. Gene Ontology annotation, cellular component: membrane. The record is from RefSeq and is a predicted model, not a curated record. Lineage: Eukaryota; Metazoa; Chordata; Actinopteri; Cypriniformes; Cyprinidae. Bases 1389 to 3875 code for a protein of 828 amino acids. Gene Ontology annotation, molecular function: neurexin family protein binding.